Rhodofomes roseus is the source of this 4100-nucleotide messenger RNA. RefSeq lists its product as uncharacterized. The transcript is spliced from 7 exons. Gene Ontology annotation, molecular function: protein binding; histone H4K20 methyltransferase activity. The record is from RefSeq and is a predicted model, not a curated record. Gene Ontology annotation, cellular component: nucleus. The coding region runs from base 39 to 3758 and encodes 1239 amino acids. NCBI's taxonomy places the organism in Eukaryota, Fungi, Basidiomycota, Agaricomycetes, Polyporales, Fomitopsidaceae.
CUCCCCCUCCCCGUCCCCCGCCUCCCCCGCCGAGCACCAUGCCCCAGCCAAAGGCGGGCACCAGCUCGUCCUCGCGCCUCCAAUGGCGCCCCACUAAGAUCAUGAACAUGCGCGACCUCUCCCGGGACGACGACUUUCUCAGCCACCUCCUGGUCGAGAAACUCGGCACCGGCGCCGUCCCCCUCAUCGUCCACAAGAUGGACGCCAACCGCACCAUCCCCAAGGCCGACCCCGACGAUCUCCUCACCGUCGUCCGCCGUCUCGUCACCGCGCGCGGCCCCCCACAGUCGGCGAUUCGCGACGCUGUCGACGGACUCCUGACCCUCGACGCGGUCCGUUAUUACCUAAAGGGCUGCGACCAAAAGCAGAUUAACGCGUUCUCCACCCAUGCAUCCCGCUACUUCGAACUCUACCUUCCCUCCGGCUCCAUUGAAAUCGCACAUACAUCGCGGUACUCCCAUAAGACGGGCAAGUCUGAGCUGUGCAUCCUCGCCACACGACCACUCAUGCCGGGCAUGGUGGUCAGCGAGCUCAAGGGCUCGAUGGCAGACCUAACCGAGGAGGAAGACAAGGAACUCAAGCGUAUUGGAGAGGGCUCCGACGGCGUGGCUAUCCGCCGCGAUUUCAGCGUUAUCCACUCGAAACAGCUCAAGAAGAACCACUUGUUCCUCGGGCCUGCGCGCUUUGUGAACCAUGACUGCGACCACAACGUUGAGCUGUUCCGCGAGGGGCGCUACAUCACGUUUCGCGUCAUCAAGCCUAUCGGUGUCGGAGAGGAAGUGACAGCGCAUUAUGGCGACGGGUAUUUCGGCAGGAAGAACAGACACUGCUUGUGCGAGACGUGCGAGAAGCAUGGGCGCGGGGGGUACGCUCUACACUCGUCCGAGGACGAACUCUCCGACUCGGCGGCGGGCUCGCCGAAGCAACCCCGUGGGCGCCGCGUGAGCGAGUCGAGCGAUUCGGAGGAGUCCGAGCAUGAACAAGUCGACGUGAACGAACGGCGUACACGGAGAGGGGUGUAUGCGGUCGUCAAGGAGAGUGAGAAGGGGAAAGAGAAGGAGGUGCCAGGACAAAGUGGCAUCGAGCUUGAGGCCGAGGUGGAGCCGGACGUCGCGUCGGAGCUCACAUCCCUUGGGUCAUCGGGCGCGUCGCUGCCCGACCCUCUUUCUGCGGAAGCAGGGCCCUCGAAGGGCAAUGGUCUGAUGACACCGGACCCGGAGCCCGCCCCAUUGACGGAAUGGCUGGCUUCAACAGCCGCUGCGGAGAUCCCGACAGAAGACGAUGUGAUCCCGCCGUCCACCCCGCUCACGGCUACAGCGUCGAUCAGCGCUACGUCCACACCGACUUCGACGCCCUCGAGAUUUCGCUCGGGCAUCUCGACGCGCAGCCAGAAGGCGAGGGACGAUGUAUCGGCUUCAGAACCACCAGAAAGUAUCAGCGCGUCGAUGGGGCGAGGCCGAGGCCGCGGUCGCGGUAGGGGUGGGCGAGUAUCUUCUGGACGUGGUGGUCGGGCACACGUCGAGGACAAUAGUCAGCUCCCGACACCACCACCCACAUCAGACUCGUCUGCACCCGCAAGCGUGCGGUCCUCCUCACGAAUACGGAACAGCGCGGCGGGGGAUCGGGACACCGCCCGUUCGCGCCUGCCCACGCCCCUCAAGGACAAGGCUGAAGGUACGACUUCUGCGUCUGCUUCAACGGCGGGUGACAAGGGCAAGGGUCGCGAGGACGUCGAUCCGCACUCUGAGGCAAGGACACUCAGGCCACGGCAUUUCCACCUUACGCUAGAGGCUCAGGGCAAGGCGAGGACUCCCGCGGAGGGACCGAGAGGCGUAGAUGGAAAGCUGCUGCCGACCUGUGUGACGUGCCAUAACGUGCUGCCUGUGAUACAUGUCGAGGGGAAGCCGGUUUGGGGCCUUGCGCUCGGGCGUACGGGAAAGCGGGGGAGACCACGCAAGAAUGUGAAUGUCGAAUGCCCCAGGUGUAUGCGCCACUACGAGAUAUACAACCUCAAGUGGCCGGAACGCCAUGGCAGCACAGCGUUCCUCCCGACGCCCCGCGACACGCGUAACAGCACCCCGAUCACGUCGGCUAACCUCGCACAUCUCGAGCGCAAACUCAACUUUGCGACUCACGGGUACGCGGUGCCGAAGAGGCCGUAUACCAAGCGCAAGCUCCCGGAUGCAGAGGAGGACCCGCGCCCCGCGAAGAAGUUGAAAGUUGUCCCCGCGGCGACGAGCACUGGCAAGCCUCGCGGCCGCCCGCCGAAGAAGAACAAAGUGGGCAUGUCGACCAAAGCGCAGCUCAUUUUGAAGGUCAAUGGCGGUGCGGCGAAAGCCACUGCCAAGACUGUUGCUCAGACGAAAGAGAAGGAGACAGAGAAAGCAACAGAGGAGGAGAGCAGUCGACGAAGCGGACGCAAUCGCGUGCCCAGUCUGAAGCUCCGGGAGAGCGAGACACCCAAUCACCCCAGGCUUUCUUCCAGGUCGAGGUCACGCCUUGCUCGGCCGGUCACGCCGCCCCUGUCUAGCCCGAGCACUGGCUCUGCACUCUCAGGUUCGGAGAGCGAGGCUCAGGCUCAGGCUCCUCAGACACCCGUUAAGAAACGGCCUGAGGAUGCCGAGGUGGAGAGCCCGAAAGUACCGACGCCGAAGUCUUUGGCAGUUGCUGCACAGCCGAGGGAGCAGAAUGGCAGGUUUGGUCGGAAGCAUGGCAAGAAGUCCAUGACAUCCACUACCGAUCUGAAGAAACGUACAAACAGGGUGCUCGGCACCUUGCGGACUAAGGCCGCCGCGAGCUCAGGCAGGAAGCACGACAGCGGCUGGGAGUCGGCCUCGGACGAGGAUCCUCAACCAUCAAUGCUUCCUCAGGUCGAUGCGGAUGUACAGGCGGAUGUCGCUGUAGAGGAGUCGGUCACCUUGAAGAGGUCGGCAGGGGAAAUGGUGGUGGAGGAGGAAGAAGAGUCAUCAGUCAAGAAAAUCCGCAUGGAGGAAGAGGAAGACGGGGACAGCGCGGACGCCAGCGACGAGGAGGAAACGACCCAUUUCCGUCGGUCCCUUAUGACCGGAGCUAAGCCCGGACUUGGUCUCCUGCGUGCGCCUAACCCUGUGACGUUCGCUCGUCGCAAAUGGGCAACGGCCCACGCUGACCCUGUUUCUAGAGUCACGGACGGGUCGCAUACAACAGAUGAAGAAACGGACUUGCCUGUGACUCCAGAAACCGGCGGGGAGCCUACACCCACAGUCGUGGUGACCCAUGUAGAGACAGACAGCGCAGAGGAGGACGCGGAGCCGCCGCCAAUAAUGGCACCGGCACCUUUCCUUGGGAAGUUGACUUUGAAGCCUUCGCCCAUGAAUCUAUCGAGACGGCGCUGGGCGCCACCUCCACCUAGGUUUGCGACGGAGACGAAGGGAGCUGACUCGGUCGCCCAGAAGCAGCCUUCCGAGGACCAGCUGGAUCCAAGUACGAGGUCCGACGGCUACUGGUCUGAUGAGGAGGAAUGGGGUUGGCCCUGGACCGAAUCCGAGGACGACGGUGAAGAGGAGGAAUCGUCCGUAGUGGAAUACCGCGCACCCGCGGAUCUCUCUGAUACCAGUGCACCCCGCGCGCGUGCUAAAGGACUCGCCAGUGUCCACUCUUCUCCUGGAUCCGAACGCUCCGUCGACAAGCUCACGAACGACCCGCCCUCUGACUCUUCCGCUGUCAUGAGCAAGCCUCCAGCGAUGAACUGGAAGCGAACUGUACUCCAAAGGCAUUGAUCUUCCUAUGACAGCGUCGCACACACUACCGUGUUCGGGAGCAACAACAGAAGUGGACCUUUAUAGCAACGACAGUGACUCGCACCCGAACGUGAACUCGCAUUUCCGCACUCUGGCUCGUAUGUAUACUAUAUGCUAUCGCGAACGGUACUCUUUCUUGCAAUCCGCUGUGCUAGCUCGAACUGUGUUCUGCAUGCUCUUCUUAUUGCUCCUUAUUCCCAUAUCCUACUUUAUUGACGACGCAAAGCUGUACCUUACUGGUCGACGCUAUGUCCGUUAUUGUGUGUACGAUACAUACCUUGCCUUCUGUAAUAGAGCGCAGACGUGUCGCUCGCCGUGGAC